AUGGCCGCACCAGGCGCCGGCACCGGCGGCUGGCGCGCCUCCAGCUCGCGAGCCCGCCGCGCGUCCGCGGCGGCGGCGGAGUCUAAUGAGAACGAAGACCUUGCCGCCGCGUCCUCUUCCUCGUUCGCCCUCGCCCCCGCUCCGCAUUUCUCGCUGCCCCCGAGGUCGCCGCUCGCGGCCAUCGCGGAUCCCGGGCGGAACCCUCGUUCCGCGCCGGCGACGCCUGUCGUCGCUGGCCGGCACGCCCAGGGCCUCCGCGGCGGGGUCGGGGCCAGGGACCGGACCUCAUCGGUUGGGGCGGCGAAGAGGGUGUUCGAUCUGAGGGAUGUCGCGGCCGCGGAGGUGCCCCUGGAGGUGCCGCACUUCGAGCUCGACGAGGACCCCGCGUUCUGGAAGGAUCGCAAUGUGCAGGUUCUGAUACGGAUAAGACCAAUUAGUGAUGCCGAGAAUGCUACUCAUGGUCAGAAAAGAUGCUUGCUGCAGGAUAGCUCAAAGACAUUGAGCUGGACAGGACAUCCGGAAACCAUGUUCACGUUUGACCAUGUUGCAUGCGAAACAAUAUCACAGGAAAAGCUAUUCAGAGUUGUGGGUCUGCCAAUGGUGGAGAACUGCAUGUCAGGAUACAAUGGUUGUCUGUUUGCCUAUGGUCAGACGGGAAGUGGGAAAACUUACACAAUGAUGGGAGAACUUACAAAGUUGGGCAAUGAGCUUAGUAAGGAUGCUGGCUUGACACCUCGCAUUUUCAAAUAUCUUUUUCGACGGAUAAAUGAGGAAGAAGAGCGCCGGAGAGAAGAAAAGCUUAAAUAUAUCUGCAAAUGCUCUUUUCUAGAGAUUUACAAUGAACAAAUAACUGAUCUACUUGAACCCUCGUCAACCAAUCUUCAGAUCCGUGAAGAUAUAAAGAAAGGUGUAUAUGUUGAAAAUCUAAUGGAAUGUUAUGUGUCAUCUGUUGAAGAUGUUAUGUUGCUAUUGCUACAGGGGGUUGCAAACAGGAAAAUGGCUGCCACAAACAUGAACAGCGAGAGCAGCCGCUCACAUAGUGUUUUUACUUGUGUAAUUGAGAGUCGUUGGGAAAGUGAUUCGAUGACACACCUCCGAUUUGGGAGGUUGAAUUUAGUUGAUCUUGCUGGUUCUGAGAGGCUUGUUAUUAUGACUCUAGUGGAUGUUGCAAAUGGGAGAAGCCGUCAUGUUCCUUAUAGAGAUUCAAGGCUUACAUUUCUCCUUCAGGCAAAAGUAAAUGAAGACGCUUCAGGAGAUGUUAUGGCUUUACAAAGGCAGAUAGAGGAACUAAAGGAUCAACUGACAUGCUUGAAGAAGCAAAAAGAUUGUCCUGGAUCACCUAGCUUGUUGCUUAAUUCAGACUUUACCAAUGAAUUCAAAACUUCAUGUGGAGUAGAUGAUCAACUAGACUGUGAUCUGAAUAUCCUAAAGAAAAAGGUUAGCCAUCUAGAACAUGUCUUGGCUGGGAGCCUUAGGAGAGAGAAAUCAGCAGAGACCAAGAUUGGGAAGCUGGAAGCAGAAAUACAGCACUUGAACCGUUUGGUCAACCUGAUGGAGUCUGACGCACAGCGCUUGAGGAAGAGGCUCGAACUUCGUGGUGAAAAACAAAGAUUACACUCGAUUGGUGAAAAUGCUGCAUUGUCCCAGGAGAUUCAGUUGUUGCAAGAACAAAUCAAUGAAAAUCCUCAAUUGACUCACUUCGCGUUGGAAAACAAGAGAUUGAUUGAGGAACUUACAACGCUUCAGAACUUCUACAAGCAAGGGGAAAGAGAGAUGUUAUUGACAGAGAUAUCUCUUUUGCGGAAUCAUUUCCUUCAUAUCCUUGAGCAGAAAUACGCAGCAGCUCCUAAAAAUGUAGAAGCUCAGGGUGAUGAGCUCAUCAAGGAGCUUGACAAUUGCAGGAAGGAACUGGAUGCAUGCUUAGAAAACAAUGUUCUGUUAGCUCGUGAAGUAAAUAAGCUUCGCUGUGAACUGAUACAAUACCAGAAGCCCUGCACAAAUCAAGUUGCUCCUGAGGAAAAGGAGAAUGUUGUGGCCACAAGCAUCAACGCAAUGCAAAAUGAUCAAGCCAAGCAGAAUUUUUCAUACUUGUCAUCGGAUGAUGUUAACAAGCAGUUCAUGCAAGCAGGGAUCACAACUAAUAUUUCAGAAUCAUUCCAACUUGAAUUACCUUAUGAAAUUGACAGUGAAGAUCCGGAGUCUCCUCAUUUGCAUGAUCCAGAAACACACGACUUUAGGGAUCCUACAAUAGCGUCAGAGUAUGAUGGUGUAUUGUCUGAGUGCUUCAACUUAGCUAUGGGGUCUUCACAUGAUGUACUUGACAAAAGCACUAUUCUGACUGAGCUGAAUUUUCUAGAGAAGGAUGACACUUGUCAUGUCCAUGAAAAAGCUCCAGUGAGGGGUAUACAUUUGCAUGAUGAGACUUUAUUGUGCCAAGAGAUUGAAAUAGUGAACUCAAGUAAACAUCUAUCACAGGAUGAAUUGGAAAACCUUAAAAGAACAAAUCAAGAGCUCAAAGAGAAGCUGUUUAUUAUGGCUGAAGAAAGUAAUAAGCUUUCAGAGAUUAUUGUUGCAAAAGAUGUAGAAAUUGCUUCUUUAUCUGAAGAAUGGGAGGCUGCAAUUUUUGAUCUAACAAGCUUCUUAACAGAUGGAUGUAGAUCACUGGAUGAUGCAUAUCAGAACAUUGAUAAUAUGAUUAGCUCAUUUCCUCACAGUAACAGUUCUGUAAGUGAACAUGUGGAGAAGGCUAUGAAAAUUAGCAUUGAGAAAGAAAAGAUGAUAUUCAAACUUCAAAAUGAACUACAAACUGCGCAGAAAAUUGGCAGGGAAGUGAAGGAAAAGCUGCAUAUUUUAAGAGGUGCAACUCUUGCUAUAACUGAAGCUCAGCAGUUGGAUAAUGAAGAAAGCUCUCAGGAAGAACUACAGCUAGUAGGUUUAUUGCACCAAAAGGAUUGUAUAAUACAAGAACUAAAGAACAAUUUGAAAGCAGAAAAUUGUGUCUUUGCAGAAAGAGCUAAAGGACAUUCUCGUGAUGACCUAGUGUUGCCUGAUAGUUCAGUUGACAUGAUUGAGGAAUUGCCUCGUGAUGAAAAUCAACCAGCAGCUAGUCAAGUUAAUCCAGAUUACCAGUCAAAGCUUGAUAGUGUGAUGCAUCUUGUUGAAGACAAAUCAAAUAAGGUUCUGACCUUAUUUUCAAAUUUUGAGGCAGCUCAAGAAACCAUGGAAGAGGCUGAACUUAUGCUUUCAGCUUUGUUGAAGGCCAAUGAAGAAUUAAAACUUGAGAGAGAUAAUUGCAGGCAAGCUGUGGAAUUGUUGUUGUCUGAGAAAAGUUCUCUGAUCGGUGACUUGAAAGAACUUGAAGCAUCAAGCUCUUGUUUAUCCCAGAAAUAUGACAAAUUGCAUCAACAGAUAAAUGAGCGCGUUUCAGAGAUGACAAAGCUUGCUACUAUAAUAAGGAAGUCGUUUCAGCAAAUUCAAAGUUUUUCCAUGGUAGAACUCUUUGCUCUUUGCUCAGAGAUUAUUACUUUUGGCCAAGACUUGAAAGGAUGUAUAAUUGAUUCAAGGUCAUAUAUAGCGAACAUGGUAUCACUUAUAGAAGAAAAAGGCAGAUCUACAGAGCAGUUCCAUCACCUAAAUGCAAAUGCUUGUGGGUCUGCUUGCCAACAGGUAGAUUCACAUUCAUGCCAGUGGGGUAGCAGCAAACCUUCUCAAUCUGAUUAUAGUGCAGAAUAUGCAUCACUCAGAAGAGAAUUUGACAGGAAGAGCAAUGUUGUAGAAGGAUUGUCUUUUGAUCUUAAACUACUGCAAGAGUCUACCUCAAACGCAAAAGAUAUGAAAGAUAAAGCUGAUGAAAUAUCUACUGCCCUUAGCAAUGUUCAAAGAGAACUAGAUAUGAAAACUUCUACAAUAGAAACCAUGUUGAAAAAACAAAAGGUACUUGAGGAAGAACUGGCUGAAAAUGGUGCCAGACUCAUUAUUUUAAGAUCAGAGUUAGAGCAUUCUCAAAGUUUAUCAUCAGCGUUAUUAAAGGAGAACAAAGGUCUGAGAGUGAUGUUGGAAGAUGAAACUGUGAAGAAUAGUGAAACAAAAGUGCUGUUGGAAGAAAAAGUUAAGGUCAUAGAGGGAUUGGAGAGCCAAAUACUAUUGCUAAAUCGUUCUGAAGUGGGGCAGUUGAUGUCAGAUAUUGAAGAAUUAAAUAAUAGCAUUAAAAUAAUGAGUAGUGACAGAGAAAAUCUCCAGGCAGAGAUAUUUAAGUUAAGGGACAAGCUUGAGAUGGCAAUGGCUUUAGCUGAGGAAAAUGAAGCUGCUGCUAUUGAAGCUCGUCAAACUGCAGAGAUUAGUAAAAUCUAUGCUGAGGAAAAAGAGGAGGAGGUUAAGAUUCUUGAACGAUCUGUCGAGGAACUUGAAGGAACAGUGACUGUUCUUGAGGAAGAGGUAUGCAACCUUAAAGAGGAAGUAAGGAGCCAUCAAGUACAUAAACUAUCUGAAGCCCACUUUCAAGCUUUUGAUGACAUGCUUGCUGUAGAAAAAGCAUCAAAAUGUGAUGCUGCUGAGGAAUCGUGUCAAGGGAAAUGUCAUCUAGAAAAGAGAUUGCAAGCUGAGAUUCUUGCACAUAAAGAUGUCAGAAAGAAGAUUGAAGGUCUCAAAUUGGAAGCAAAACGUAAAGAUGAUGAGAUUGGACAAUACAAAGAGCAUAUUGCUGAGUUGGUCCUGCAUUCAGAAGCACAGUCUUUGUUGUUUCAGGAGAAGAUAUGCUUGCUAACAUCAAGACUAGCUGCUGUGGAUACCAUGACACAUGAUAUUAUAAGAGAACUACUUGGUGUCAAACUAGACAUGACAAACUAUGCUAAUUUGGUUGACCAAGAAGAGGUGCAAAAGUUGCUGAUAGCAUCCCAGCAACAAAUUGAACAAUCAAAGGCGAAGGACACAGAACUUGAAGCGUUGAAAGAACAACUUGGUCUUCUCAUUCUGGAAAGGGACAGCUUGCUUGAUGACAUGGACCAAAGAAAGACGGACCUAUUAGAGGCCCAACUGCUCGUUGAACAGCUUGAGCAACGGGAGCAGAUGCUGGAAGCGCAGAUUGAAAUGUUACAGUUGGAGAAAGACAACCUUCAACAGAAGACCAUGGAGAUGGACGAGACAAUUGAACUUCUAGCCAGAUCAAACCAACAAGAUAUAAAUCCAAGAAUGGUGAAGUACCUUCACUAUAAAUGCUCACGUUCAGCAGUUAAUUGUGGGCUUCUGAUGACCAGAACAUUUCUACAGGGGGAUAACCACCAUCGCGGCAGCAGUGAGUUCAGCAGGCGGCUAGCUCAGUCCGACAUGCUCCUCUCCCAUGCGAGGCAUGAACAUUCUCGCCGGCAUGCGGCCGGAAGCUCGAGGACGCACCAUGGCCGGCAUCGGUGA
Molecule: messenger RNA, 5406 nt
Organism: Miscanthus lutarioriparius
Lineage: Eukaryota; Viridiplantae; Streptophyta; Magnoliopsida; Poales; Poaceae
Source: the annotation of a GenBank genome assembly